This is a messenger RNA of Malassezia sympodialis ATCC 42132, 4677 nucleotides long. RefSeq lists its product as uncharacterized. Gene Ontology annotation, cellular component: membrane. Gene Ontology annotation, molecular function: ATP hydrolysis activity; ATP binding; ABC-type transporter activity. Gene Ontology annotation, biological process: transmembrane transport. Lineage: Eukaryota; Fungi; Basidiomycota; Malasseziomycetes; Malasseziales; Malasseziaceae. The record is from RefSeq and is a predicted model, not a curated record.
AUGUCGCCACAAGGCACAUCUCAACAUUUUGAGAAGGCGGGAGAUCAGGUAAUUCCUCCUGAUCCAGAAAAAUCCUCGGAGCCAUACGCCAAGGAUCCCAUGACGUAUGGGAACGACAAGGGGGUGCAGCCUAACCCAAAACAAACAAUGCAUGAAAAGGCGCAGGAUACUAGUGGCAACCAAAAGUUUGGUGUACGCGUGCGUGAGCACUGGUGGCAGCUGUGGCGCUUUAAGAACCCACCUCCCCCUGCACCGGAAAGCAUUGACGAAGCAGAAGAACUCCCCCUGGGCCAUGCUAACAUCUUUUCGGAUUGGUCCUAUCAUUGGAUUGGCAAAAUGCUGGUUCUCGGCUACCGACGUCCGCUCGAAGCCACUGAUCUUUGGAAGAUGGACGGUCCUCGUCAGGCCGAGCAUUUGAGUGCCCGCGUUCUGGAUCGCUGGGAAGCCCGAGUUGCCAAGGCCGAUGCUUACAAUCGGAGAAUCGAGUCAGGUGAAAUCAAACCCUCUAAACGCAUGUAUCGGACUUGGCGGAAGCAGGCACAUAAAGAGCUUUCCGAAAACCUUGGAGGCGAUGCGUCCGUGGACGAGCGCGUGGAAGCCAAAGCGACAAUUUGGGGCAUGCCCGAGUUUUCUCAAUUGAAAGGUAUUGAAAUUACACCAGAGCUCGAACGCAAAAAACUGCUUGCAGGUAAAGUCAAGUCGUCUUGCAAACGUGCAAACCUAUUCAUGGCCUGCCUCGAUGUAUUUUGGCCGCAUGUUCUGGAGGCCUUCUUCGCCAAAUUGCUGGCCGAUGUGGCGCAAAUGUGCACAGCACUCUUGAUCGAACAUGUGAUUGUCAGUGUGUAUAAUAGAGACACAGGUAUGGGCUGUGUUUAUACGGUGGUCAUGUUUAUCAUGUUGCUACUCGGAAAUUUCUUGUCGGGACGAUUCUUUUACAAGAGUCUCUACGUGGGUGUAUUCUGCCGUGCUGCGCUCGUCUCUGGUCUAUUCCGCCGCGCUCUUAACAUGCAGGGCCGUGAUCGGUCGACGGGUAAGCUUACCAAUCAUGUCAGUACCGAUAUCAGUCGCAUUGACUUUGGUGCACAGUGGUGGCUACUUACCUUUACGGCGCCGGUGGAAAUCAUUGUCUGUUUGGUCAUUCUACUGACGCGGUUCGGUGUGUCCUGCUUGUCGGGCUUUGCGCUGGUGGUCGUUGUCACACCUAUUCAGAUGUAUACAAUGAAGUAUCUCUUCCAGCUUCGUGCCAAGUCAAUGCAGUGGACAGACCGACGUGCGCGUCGCACUCAGGAGGUCUUGUCUGGCAUGCGCAUCGUUAAGCUGUUUUCAUACGAAUCCAACUUUGUCAAGCUCAUUUCUGAUCUGCGCAAGGGCGAGCUGAAGUACGUGUUCGCGCUUGCUGUGGCUCGUGCUGGUCUAAUGGCUACGGCUAUCAGUUUGCCGCUGUUGGCUAGUGUCCUGGCCGUUGUAACGUACUACUACUCCCACGACCACAACUUUGAUGUUUCACGCGUGUUCCCUGCAAUCACUCUGUUCAACCUUCUUCGUUUGCCGCUCAUGUUCUUACCCUUUGGCUUAAGUGUGAUGGCCGACGGUGCAAACUCGUUCAGCCGUCUGCGUGAGGUCUUUUAUGCGGAGCAGCAUGACACGAACCUACAAAGCGACGAAAACUCACCGUACGGUCUGGACAUUAAGAACGCUACAUUUGUCUGGGAGGGCGUCGGCGAAGAUGAAACGCUCAAGCCUGUGAAGAAAAGUGAGAAGCGCAAGACUGAGCAGAAAAAAGCGAAGCAAAAGCGCAUGUGGACAUUUUUGCGCCGUCAUCGCAAGGAGAAAGAUGCAACAAAAAAGCGCCGCUUCUUCCGCCGCAAGGGCAAGGGCCAGGUUGUUGUCACUGAGGAGCCUAAGCCAACGGCGCCUGUGCAGGAGGACCCUGUUGACGAUGAAAGGUUUACUAUGGAGAAUGUGAACCUCCAGGUGCGCCGCGGUCAUCUAUGUGCCAUUAUUGGUCCUGUUGGUUCUGGCAAGUCGUCCCUCCUGCUCGGCGCUAUUGGCGAAAUGCGCAAGAUGAGCGGUGAUGUAACAUGGAGCUCGUCCCGUGUGGCAUUCUGCUCACAGUCGGCAUGGAUCCAGAAUGCGACGGUUCGGGAGAACAUCGUGUUCGGGCAGCCAUGGGACGAGAAGCGUUACUGGUCGUGCGUUGAGCGCGCCGAGCUAAUGUCCGACUUGGCUCUGCUUCAGGGCGGUGACAUGACGGAGAUUGGUGAGAAGGGUGUCACCCUCUCCGGUGGCCAGAAACAGCGUGUCAAUAUCGCACGUGCGCUUUAUUACGAUGCCGACGUGCUGUGCCUGGAUGACCCACUCUCGGCUGUGGACGCCCAUGUCGGCAAGGCGCUGUUUAACAAUGCGAUUUUGCCUGCGCGCAAUGCUGGAAAAACAGUGAUCCUCGUGACCCACGCAAUCCAGCAUUUACCCAUGUGUGACCAGAUUAUCGUGAUGAACGAGGGUUACAUUGAGGAAACCGGCCCGUACACAGAGCUCAUGGCGAAACGUGGCGACUUUUUCAACAUGAUGAUGAACUUUGGUAUGCUCAAGACAGACGGCGAAGAGGAGGAGGAUGCCGACGAGCUAGCUGCCGAGGCCGAGGGCAUCAAGCCACGUAAGGUGUUUGCGCUCGACGAAGUGCACAAACCUGGCCAUGGCAAGACAAUGGAAAGCGAAGAGCGCAAUACUGGUGCGGUGGAUGGCACUGUGUGGAUGUCGUACCUCCGUGCCGGCCGCUCCUGGUUUAUUUUGCCUCUUGUGUUACUCGCUGGCUCGUGUAUGCAAGCGUCGGUAAACCUGUCUUCGUACUGGAUUGUGUGGUGGCAAAAGUGGGUCGAGGAAAACCUGGUGCGCACUGGCCUCGAAGUCGGUAUUUAUGUGAUGCUAGGUAUUCUUCAGCUCAUCUUCAACUUUGUUAUGGAUGUGGCUCUGGGUCUUUUGACGGUGUUUGCGUCGCGCUCCUUACACGACCGUGCAAUCAAGCGCGUGAUGUACUCGCCUAUGGCAUGGUUUGACACCACCCCCAUCGGUCGCAUCAUUAACCGAUUCGGCAAGGAUAUUGAUGUGCUGGAUAACCAACUGAGCAACCUUAUUCGCCAGUGUGCGUCGACCGUGCUUUCAAUUCUCGGUGCAGCUAUCAUGAUUAUUGUCUUCACCUACUACUUCGUCAUUGUUGUGGUGUUCAUCUUUGUCUUUGCCUACUUUUUCUCGGCCUUUUAUCGUUCUUCGGCGCGUGAAUUCAAGCGUGUGGAUGCACUGCUGCGGUCCAAGCUCUACUCUCACUUUGCGGAGUCGCUGACGGGACUGACUACGAUUCGUGCAUACCGUGAGUCGGCCCGUUUCCUGCAUGACAACUACAAGUACAUGGACCUACAGAACCGGGCCUACUUCCUGACGAUCGUGAACCAGCGCUGGCUUGGUUUGCGCCUCGAUAUCCUUGGCUCUGUUUGUGUGCUGGUGACGGGCCUGCUGUGCUCGGCGCGUGUAGGUGGUGUGAAUCCCAGCACAGCGGGUGUAGCGCUGUCGCAGGUUGUCACCGUGGCGCAAACACUCGGUUUUCUCACUCGGCAGCUCACGGAGCUGGAAAAUGAGAUGAACUCUGCGGAGCGUCUCGUCUACUAUGCAAACGAGCUGGGUCAAGAGGCCCCGCACCAAAUUCCAGAGACAGUACCUGAGGCAUCCUGGCCGGAGCACGGUGAGGUCGAGCUGCGCGAUGUGUGGCUGCGGUACCGCCCUAACUUGCCCAAUGUGCUCAAAGGCGUUACGUUCAGGGUGCGCGGCGGCGAAAAGGUUGGCAUUGUGGGCCGCACCGGCGCGGGCAAGAGUUCCAUCUUGACCGUACUUCUGCGUCUUUCGGAGGCGACACAAGGCUCGGUGCUCAUCGACGGCAUCGAUGUGGGCCAGAUCGGUCUCGAGAACCUGCGUCGCAGCAUUGCGAUCUUGCCGCAGGAACCUUUACUGUUCAGCGGUACCCUGCGCUCCAACCUCGAUCCAUUUGGGCGCUUUGACGAUGCUCGCCUCUGGGACGCGAUGCACCGGUCAUACCUUACGGCCGCGUCUACGGCGAGCCAACCGGGGACCGGUGCGGUGACGCCACUCGUCGACGACAAUGGCCAGCCCCUGCCUACUGAGAAGCAGCCGACACAGAGCAGGGCGUUGACGCGCUUGAACCUUGAUUCGAUCAUCGACGAAGAAGGCGCCAACCUGUCUGUCGGCCAGCGUAGUCUGGUGUCUCUUGCGCGUGCAUUGGUCAAGGACUCGAAGAUCAUUCUACUGGACGAAGCAACGGCGUCAGUCGACCUGGAAACGGAUGCCAAGAUUCAGCGCACGAUCCGCACCGAAUUUGCUGAUCGCACACUGCUGUGCAUUGCCCACCGUUUGAGCACCAUUAUCGGCUACGAUAAGAUCUGUGUCAUGGACGACGGCAAGGUGGCCGAGUUCGACACGCCGUUGCGCCUGUUUGACGAUGUCAACAGUAUCUUCCGCGGCAUGUGCGACCGCAGCGGCAUCAAGCGCGAAGAAGUUGUCACGGCGCAUGCCAUCGCCUCGGGUGGCCAGUCGAACACAGCUGAUGAAAUUUCUGCAGCUAACAUGGGUCCCGAACUCGUGACUCUGAGUCCGCCCCACUACCAGUAA